UCUUACAUUUAAAAAAAAAAUUAAAUCAAAAAUAAAGAUGAUUGUUGCCUUUUUUGUGCUCUCUGGUGUUUUUGGACAGAUUUCUUCUCUUGGGUUGAUAAAGCAUCCUCCUCUGCAGUGUUCUCAAACGGGUUUAUCCUGUAUUGUCCAAAAAGGCAGGCAAAACUGUUCAGAUUGGGUGAAGCCAAGAUCAGAGGCUCCAAGUCCACAUCCCAAUGUGUACCUCCAUGUGGAAUCCAAGGAAGAUGAAAGGAAAGAAAUGGUUCCUGUGUUGUCUCUCACAUUAACACCAUUUUCUGAUGCAAGUAUAUACGCCCUGAAGGGGAUAAAAGUGCUUGUGCAUGAAUUCAACACAAACAACAGCCUGUGUGUUUGUUACAUAUUCAAAAGCAACUUUUCCAGGAUCCUACAAUCAUGGUCUUUUGUGCUUGAUCAAAUAGUUGUGGAUCCAGGAAUGACGUAUCAGGUUUCUGUGUCUAAUUUACCAAAGCCAGAUGUGGAGGGACAUGCAAAAUUGCUAAAUAAAACAGUUCCAGGAAAAUGUGGUGUUAUGACAGGCAGCCUCUGGGACCCCAACAUGACAUGGUCAGUGAGAGAUGAUGGAGGAAAUGGGGUCGCAAUUGAACUGAUGUUUAAUACAGCACAGUUCUCAGACAUGUACAAAGUAUAUGUUCACUACGAUGAUUUCCACACCGAGCUGUCACACACAGUCUCAAAGGACAACCGUACUUCAAUCAGCGUCAAUUUCAUUUUGAACCCUCAGCAGUUACAAUGCUGUGAGCUCUCAUUUGGGAUCAAACCAUAUUUUAAACAUGCAUGGAACAAUGUUCACAUCACCAACAAAAGGUUAAUAUUUGCUCCUAUUAUACCAUUCCAUCAACCAGGAGAUGGCACAUGGUUUGGACACUUUUUGGCCAAGCAGCACUGUUAUUCUGCGUUCACAGCUGUUUUGCUGCGUAAAAGAAUUGAGACAAUACAUACAGAUAGAUCCUACUUUUUUCAAAACACGGUGAACAAGGGCAACCCAGAAACCAUUCCAGUGCAAAAGCACAGUAAAAUCCUGAUAAUCUACUCUCAGGACCACCCCAUGUACACUAAGAUUGUCCUGAAGCUGUGUGCUUUCCUCAGAGCCAAAUGUGGAACUGAAGUUGCACUCGACCUGCUGGACUUUACAUGCCUCAGUACUGUAGGCAGCAUCCAGUGGCUGGACAUGCAAAAAAAGAGACUUUCCAGUACUUCUGAUAAAAUACUCAUCCUGUGUUCUCCAGGCGUGUGUGCCAAAUGGAAUGCUAUGUGCGGAGGGUGCAGGGUGGUGACCCGGGAGGACGCUUGCUCACCCAUGGGGGAUAUGCUGACCCCAGCUCUUAGCCUUAUCAUACCGGAAUUCGUGUGUGCUCCAUCUUUCGGGAAGUACAUUGUAGCUUACUUCAAUGAUGUGUGCAGUGAGAAGGAUGUACCCUCUGUGUUUAAUGUGGCUGUAAAGUAUCAGCUGAUGAAGCAAUUCGAAGAGCUCUUUUUCAGACUCCUAAACAAGGAGAAGUAUGAACCAGGACAAAUUAAACACGUCGACAGCCUUGGGGGAGAUGACUACCACGGUUGUCCAUAUGGCAGAGCCUUAAGAGAUGCCAUUGUAACAUUUCAGACAUACCAGCUAACAAAUCCUAACUGGUUUAAAAUGGAGCUCAUAGACAUGCAUGAGGAAGUCAAAGAGCAUGACCUUGAGCAGGAAGACAAUACAGAAAUCAGCCGAUAUUGCAACCUUCAGAAUGAACUGCAGAUCGAGGAAAUCUCAGCUCCUGUAUGCACUAACAUUGUCAUAGGUCAAAAGGCAAAGCAGCUUUUAAGAUCUGAAACAGCACUCAUAGUCUAAACAACCACUCAUAAAAUAAAAGGUUAUAGAUUGAUGUAUGAAUAAAUGUGCAUAGAGUGGAACUUCUGGAAAAUUAUGUAACAAUUAAUAUAAACAGUUAUGGACAGUCAAUUCUUAGAUGCAUAAAUCUACCGCUUUUAUAAGAACAACUGUGCACAUUCAUGCAGAUUUCAUUCAGCUGUCUAGUUUUUAAAUCUAUGCCCAUUAUAGCCUCGCAUUUAACUACUGUCUGACAGGAGUGCCAUUGUAUCCCAGCCACCUCAUUAUUUCAUGUGUUAUGCAUGCUGAGAUGCUUUUUUUGUGAGAAGAUUUUCAGUCUGAUAAACCAUUAAAACUGAGAAGUAACUGGCUCUUAUCUACAUAAUCAGGGAUGGGCAGUAUUUAUGGUACAUGUAUUUCAAAUAAAAAAUAGGUUUUUGUAAUUUGUAUUUGAUAGGGAUGAAAAUGGCUUCAUAUGUUAUUAUGUUGUUUCAUACUACAUGAUCACAUCAUC
Silurus meridionalis is the source of this 2363-nucleotide messenger RNA. RefSeq names its product interleukin-17 receptor A. Gene Ontology annotation, molecular function: interleukin-17 receptor activity. The record is from RefSeq and is a predicted model, not a curated record. Lineage: Eukaryota; Metazoa; Chordata; Actinopteri; Siluriformes; Siluridae.